This is a messenger RNA of Aspergillus terreus NIH2624, 1647 nucleotides long. Its product is annotated as phosphotransferase family protein. The record is from RefSeq and is a predicted model, not a curated record. Gene Ontology annotation, cellular component: mitochondrion. The coding region runs from base 1 to 1647 and encodes 548 amino acids. NCBI's taxonomy places the organism in Eukaryota, Fungi, Ascomycota, Eurotiomycetes, Eurotiales, Aspergillaceae. The transcript has 6 exons.
AUGAAUAUCGCACGCGUGGCCCGUCAUCUUCAGACACAUUCCAUUCGGAAAAUCCAUACGAACCCCGUUGUUCCUCUCUUCAGAGCCACGGAAAAUGGAUCAGAAGAACCUAUUGACGAGGCAGACCUCUAUACAUACCAUCGAUACCGGUGGCUAGCCGGGGAAGAUGAGAAGCUUGCAAGGCGCAAUCGCAGGUUCGAUUUGAACGCUCUUCUAGCUGCAGCUCGCCAAGUCACCGGCAACGACAGCAAAUGCGUAAAGCUUGUCAAAUGCGUCGAGGGCCAGCAUAACAAAGCCUUCGUCCUGUCUAUGGACACAGGCGAGCAACUCGUGGCGCGACUCCCGAAUCCAAAUGCUGGGCCAGCCUUUUUCACCACAGCCUCGGAGGUUGCCACGCGCCGUUUCCUCGGCGAUAUUCUGGGCGUGCCUAUCCCUCAUGUCCACGCAUGGUCGUGCGAAACAUCGAACCCAGUAGGUGCGGAAUACAUCAUUGAGGAAAAGGCCCCGGGCAUCCCGCUGGGCCAUGUCUGGAAUCAAAUCACGAAGACAACACAACUCCGCAUCAUCGACCAGAUCGUGGAUAUUGAAACGAAAUAUAUCUCCGUCCACUUUCCAGGGCACGGCUGUAUCUACUACCGCGCAGAUCUGGAACGGAGAUCGCAGCACUACAUACCGCUGGAUGGUCUUUUUAUCGAUAGUACCUUGCCAACAAGUUCAGACAGCCCUCUAUCGUCUUUUGUGCUUGGGCCAAUAACUAAUCCCAAUUUUUGGGGAAACGAGCGCGCGACGAUGGAGUUAGACCGCGGUCCAUGGCGAACCGUCACUGAUUAUGCUGUUGCCAUUGUAAAAAACGAACUUGAAUGGUCGCGAUUACACGCAAAGCCGCGAAUGAACUACCACAGAUCGCUGGACCACCCCGAGACACCGGACGACUACAUAUCCCUCCUUGAGCGCUACGUCGCCGUUGCGCCAUACAUCACAUCGCAGACUCAGGACCUACCCAACAGGAUCGCGCAUCCAGAUCUGCAUCUGGAGAACAUCUUCGUUGAUCCCGACACAAAUCGCAUCACCGGCAUCAUCGACUGGCAGCGGGCAUCUGUUUCUCCGACGUUGUUUCAACGAGUAUCCCCGCAGAUGCUUGAGGUUCCACGCGGCGAGGCAGACGAGCGCAGACAGCGCGAGAAAGAGCUGCUGGAUUAUUACUGCCGCGCUGUCAAGGUCGCAGAUCCGUUACGAUGGGGAGUCGAUGAUGACCCGUGUGCUAGUCUCAAGCGACGCCUGCUUUCCUUGGUGCCUUGUUGUUGGGAGAAUGAAAAUAUGUUUUCCCUCCGCAAUACCCUGAUUGAGGCUAUUGCUCGUUGGGACGAGAUCGCCGGUCACAUGGGAGUGUCAUGUCCGAUACAUUUUGCGGACAAGGAAUUAUUGCAGCAUCAGGAUGAGAUGGAGCUAAUAGAGGGUGUUUCGGCCGUCAUGCGUCAACUAGACGACGCGGGCCUCAUUCCCUUUGGUGGCAUGGUACGGCGUGAAGACUACGAGCGUGCUAGACAAGUGAGCAAUCACUUCAAGCAGGAGUUUGUCAAGUUGGCGGAGGAUGACCGCCAAAAGGAGUUACAUGCUAGGAUGAAGAAAAAAAGGACCAACAAUUAA